Ailuropoda melanoleuca (giant panda) is the source of this 1635-nucleotide messenger RNA. RefSeq names its product poly(rC) binding protein 2 (gene PCBP2). Gene Ontology annotation, molecular function: RNA binding. Bases 177 to 1229 code for a protein of 350 amino acids. The transcript is spliced from 15 exons. Lineage: Eukaryota; Metazoa; Chordata; Mammalia; Carnivora; Ursidae. The record is from RefSeq and is a predicted model, not a curated record.
GCCCCCCUCGCCUUCCCGCCCGCCCCUAUUGUUCCGCCCCCGGCCUCCCGCCCUUCCCCUUCCCGCCCUCCCCUUUUCCCCUCAGUCGCCUCGCGCCUGCAGUUUUUGGCUUUCACCCCCACCAGUGACCAAAGACUUGACCACUCAAAGUCCAGCUCCCCACUACACUGCUCGACAUGGACACCGGUGUGAUUGAAGGUGGAUUAAAUGUCACUCUCACCAUCCGGCUACUUAUGCAUGGAAAGGAAGUUGGCAGUAUCAUCGGAAAGAAAGGAGAAUCAGUUAAGAAGAUGCGUGAGGAGAGUGGUGCACGUAUCAACAUCUCAGAAGGGAAUUGUCCUGAGAGAAUUAUCACUUUGGCUGGACCCACUAACGCCAUCUUCAAAGCCUUUGCUAUGAUCAUUGACAAACUGGAAGAGGACAUCAGCAGCUCUAUGACCAAUAGCACAGCUGCCAGUAGACCCCCAGUUACCCUGAGGCUGGUGGUCCCUGCUAGUCAGUGUGGCUCUCUCAUUGGGAAAGGUGGUUGCAAGAUCAAGGAAAUACGAGAGGUUGGUAACUUUUGUGGUCUUCAAAAUGUUUAUUCUAAAUGUGGCUUUCUCAAUAUUGAGUGUGUGAAACAGAUCUGCGUGGUCAUGUUGGAGUCCCCCCCGAAGGGCGUGACCAUCCCGUACCGGCCCAAGCCGUCCAGUUCUCCAGUCAUCUUUGCAGGUGGUCAGGACAGGUACAGCACAGGCAGCGACAGUGCGAGCUUUCCCCACACCACCCCGUCCAUGUGCCUCAACCCUGACCUGGAGGGACCACCUCUAGAGGCCUAUACCAUUCAAGGACAGUAUGCCAUUCCACAGCCAGAUUUGACCAAGCUGCACCAGUUGGCAAUGCAACAGUCUCAUUUUCCCAUGACGCAUGGCAACACCGGAUUCAGUGGCAUUGAAUCCAGCUCUCCAGAGGUGAAAGGCUAUUGGGCAGGUUUGGAUGCAUCUGCUCAGACUACUUCUCAUGAACUCACCAUUCCAAAUGAUUUGAUUGGCUGCAUAAUCGGGCGUCAAGGCGCCAAAAUCAAUGAGAUCCGUCAGAUGUCUGGGGCGCAGAUCAAAAUUGCGAACCCAGUGGAAGGAUCUACUGAUAGGCAGGUUACCAUCACUGGAUCUGCUGCCAGCAUUAGCCUGGCUCAAUAUCUAAUCAAUGUCAGGCUUUCCUCGGAGACGGGUGGCAUGGGGAGCAGCUAGAACGAUGCAGAUUGAUCCAUAAUCCCUUUCUGCUGUUCACCACCACCCAUGACCCAUCUGUGUAGUUUCUGAACAGUCAGCGAUUCCAGGUUUUAAAUAGUUUGUAAAUUUUCAGUUUCUACACACUUUAUCAUCCACUCGUGAUUUUUUAAUUAAAGCGUUUUAAUUCCUUUCUCUGUUCAGCUGUUAAUGCUGAGAUCCAUAUUUAGUUUUAUAAGCUUCUCCCCCCCCUUUUUUUUGGCUCAUGAAUUUUUUUUCUGUUUGUCAUGGAACUGUAAGAGUGGAAUAUUAAUACAUUUCAGUUUAGUUCUGUAAUGUCAGGAAUUUUUCAAAAAAAUUAAAAGAUGGACUGGAGCUUUUUCUUUGUGAAUAGAAACUGGAUGCCACAGUGAUUCAUGUGGGUUUU